AUGGAGUCGGAGGCUGAGCUCCAGGCCGGGGGAGAGGCUGCGUCGGCAUGCCCAGGUCGGUGCACCCUGUGUGGGCAUGGAGAUCAGACCCUGUCCCUGUUCUGCCUGGAUGAUCUGGUACCAGUGUGCAGUGUGUGUGGAGCUGAACACACACACACCGGCCACAGAGUUUAUCCUAUAGAGGAGGCUGUGCACGACUGCAAGGGGGAGCUGGAACGAUCAGUGAAUAUAUUACAGAAUAGAGCCUCAAAAUCUGACCUGAUCAAACACACCUGUGAAUCAGCCUUCAGCCACAACCAGUCUCAGGUACAGCAGACAGAAGAUCAGAUCAGGGCGGAGUUUGUGAGGCUCCAUCAGUUCCUCAGACAGGAGGAGGAAGACAGAAUCACUGCACUGAGAGAGGAGGAGGAGAAGAAGAGGAGGAAGAUGAAGGAGCGGUGUGGUAAAGUGGAAGAGAUGAUCCAGUUUAUUUCAGAAACUAUCAAAGAGGUAGAGAAAGAGAUAGAAGCAGAUGAUGAUGACUUCCAGAAGAGCUAUGAGAACACAGUCAAGAGAGUAUGGAAAUGUCAAAAGAAGCCACAGAAGGUCUUCAGGACGCUGAUAGGUGUUCCUGAACAUGUGGGGAACCUGAGAUUUAAAGUCUGGGAGAAGAUGAUGGAGAUAGUUCCAUACUUUCCAGUUACUCUGGACGAGAACUCUGCCUCCGCCUCCCUCACUGUCACACCUGGUCUCAAUCAGGUCCAGUAUGAAGAGAGGCAUCAGUCGUCCUGUCCCAGUGUUCCUGAGCGUUUUGACCCCUACGCUUGUGUCGUUGGUUCGGAGCUCAUUAGUCCUGGUCAACUAUUCUCGCUCUACUCCUGGGUGGUGGAGGUGACCCAAAGCACUAACUGGACUCUAGGCGUGGCCAAGGCGACCGUCAAGCGAAUGGAACUGUUCGAGGCGUGUCCGGAGGCGGGGUUUUGGACUGUAAGUCUACGAGAUGGCGAGUAUUAUGCGAUGACCUCACCUUGUGAGAGGCUGGAGCUGAACGGACUGAAACCUGGACGAAUCAGAGUGUGUUUGGACCUGAAGGCGGGGCGACUGAUGUUCACGAAUCAUGACAGCGAUACACACCUCUACACCUUCUCACACUCUUUUACUGAACCACUACUGCCCUACUUCGAGAGUAUCUGCCCCCGGGGACCCAUCACCAUUCUACCCCAGAGGAUCUCAGUGAUCAUAGAGAAACACAAGAUACCUGAUGAGGAUGAAAAAGAAGAAGAUGAGGAGGAGGUUAUUGAGGACAUUUCUAAUUCUAAUCAUGAAGAUUCACAAUAGAUUGCAUUUUAAAAUGUUAGUUUAGUUAAUAAUUUAAUACA
Messenger RNA from Astyanax mexicanus (Mexican tetra), 1358 nucleotides. RefSeq names its product E3 ubiquitin-protein ligase TRIM39-like. The coding region runs from base 1 to 1317 and encodes 438 amino acids. Gene Ontology annotation, molecular function: protein binding; zinc ion binding. The record is from RefSeq and is a predicted model, not a curated record. Lineage: Eukaryota; Metazoa; Chordata; Actinopteri; Characiformes; Acestrorhamphidae. The transcript has 7 exons.